UUCCUGUCUUCCAGAUGCUGGGCGCAGAGGUGGAGAACGCCAGGUUGGUGGUUGGACUUCGGUGAACCCCAACCCAGACCCUAGACACCCUGAGGCUUGCGACACCACAAGGGCAGGAAGGUUAACAGCAGAAGGUUGCUAGAAUGGGGGCCACCGGGGCCAGGUUGCUGAGGUCCUGUGUCCUGCUGCUGCUGACCGUACUGCUCCAGUCGGGAAGUCAAGAUCUCACCUGCAUGGUGUCCUCAAGCAACGUGGACUGGACCCAGACAUUCAAUGACACCUGCCUCAAUUUCAGUGGACUUGGCCUAUCCCUGCCGAGGACCCAGCCCCUGCAGGCCAGUCACUUGCAAGUUCUGGACCUGUCUAGGAAUGGGCUGCAGGCUCUCCCCAGGGUCUUCUUUGCCAAGCUGGAGAAGCUGCAAACCUUGAUUGUCACCCACAACAGGCUGGUCAGUGUGGAGCCGUCGCUGGCUCUGCGCUGUGAGGUGGAGCUCAGGGUGGACUGUAGCUGCGGACUGGUCUCCUGGCACCGCGUUCGUCAGAGCAACUGCUCAGAAGAGCUGCUGUGUCUACACCCGGACACGGGAGCACCAGGGAACCUCUCUACCUUCCUCCAGGCCAGCUGUCCCCCCAGCCUCGCCCCGGGGACCAUUGUUGUCCUUGUGGCAGGGACUUUCUUCCUGGCUCUGGCUGUCAGUGGAUCUGUGUUGGCCUGGAGACUUCGACAACACCAAGGAGCCAGUGGCCAGAGUCUCAGCAAGGCCCAGAGUCCACACAAUACCCCUAGACCUGUGACUGGCUUCCUACCAAGGUACAGCAGCCAGCGACGGGGUCCCAAGAUCCCGGACACGCCACCAGGCGGGUCCUCACUGGACUAUGAGAAUGUCUUCAUAGGCGAACUGGCUGAGGACACGUCGGUGUCUGCACCCAGGAGCCCUUCCGAGGACACCGACUUCUACAUGAAUUACAAGGGUGCCGACCUGGACCCUCAGCCGGUCUACUGCAAUCUGGAGUCCCUGGGAAGGGUCCCAGCAUACAACCAGGAGUAUGUGGCGCCGGGGCGCUGAGUCGUCGCCCCCCCUCCCCUGGUGGGGACAGAACACGAGCCUGGAGACUCUGCCCCUGCAGCCCCCACGCUCCCCAGGACUCUCAAAGUCAGAGGUGGCGCGAGGACCCCCAAAGCAGGAGGGUCACGGACGCGGACUGAACCCUCCGGUCAGGGUGCAGGUGCUGCUCAGUAAAUGCUGGGGGCCACGUGGGGCUCAGCGCGUGACUGACCGAGGUGAUUCUCCGUCUGGGAUUCCCAAGUGACUCUGCACCCAUCCGGACCCUGGGGCUCCAGCCCACCUGCCGCCCCUCCCCUGCCCUCCUGCCCUCCCCUGCCCGCUGCUCUCCCCUGCCAUCUCCUGACCUCCCCUGCUUUCCCCUUGUUCUCUCCUGCCCUCCCCUGCCCUCCUGCCCUCCCCUGCCCCCUGCCUUCCCUGCCCUCUCCUGACCUCCCCUGUCCCCUGUCCCCCACAGUUCCCCAAUUCCUGGAUCCUGAGUCAGGGGCUUGCAGCUUGUGUGGCUCCCCUGCCUCUCCAUGUGUCCCUCUUUCUUUCCUUCCGUCCUUCCCACCCGGGUUC
Messenger RNA from Arvicola amphibius (Eurasian water vole), 1625 nucleotides. It is a transcript of the gene Lrrc25, whose product is annotated as leucine rich repeat containing 25. NCBI's taxonomy places the organism in Eukaryota, Metazoa, Chordata, Mammalia, Rodentia, Cricetidae. Gene Ontology annotation, molecular function: protein binding. The coding region runs from base 144 to 1067 and encodes 307 amino acids. The transcript is spliced from 3 exons. The record is from RefSeq and is a predicted model, not a curated record.